AACAGUAUUAUUAUCCGAAAUGACUAUCUAUCAGUUAGCAAUUUAUUGGGAGACUUACCAGUUUCUUUAGGAGUUCGUUUUCACGGGUUGUAUGAUGUCCAAAUACUUUUUAUAAUCGGUGAUAAACAAUCCAGCGGAAAUCGAUGAUGUUUCGAGGCCAAAUCUUUUCAACUGUGACUCGUGAUUGCUAGCACUGAAAUAGUUGUAAUUUAUACAGUAUUUUUCUCAUGUAACUAUAACUCUAAUUCAAACUAUUACUAACCUGGGCCGAUCGUAGGUUUUCUUUUUUCUAAUCGACUGCCAACCACCGGCCGUUUUCCUAUUGUGUACCAUCAUUCCCCGGAUUACUAUGUUCAAUCCAUGAGCAGCCAACUGGUCUUCCUGCAAAAAGAAUGUAAAAUGACUUGGUAGGUACAUAUGUGAAAUCAUUAAAUAUGCUAUCGUUUUGAGAUUUUACCCGAUAUUCGCUCAUGAUAACAUCUGCCAGGCUGAGAUUGUCCGCCGCUCCAACGAUGUCGUCGAUGUCCGUAAAACGGAGGACAUAGUUCGAAUGGAUUAAGCUUAUAAUGGAAUUAGGUUGAGAAACAAAAGCAUCAGUUAGAUCUUCCGGGGAUCGUAGGAAUCUUCCUUCGUCUUGAUUGAUGGGAUGAACUGAAAAAAAAUGAAAUAAACUACCUAGUUGCAAAGCGUUUUUCCAUAAAAUUAGACUCACAUUUUGGAUUGAAAACUCGUCCUAAAGCAUGCAUCAAAGUAAGACUUUCGUUGCAUCCAACAGACUUAAGUUUAAUGGUUUCUUUUUUACGGCUUCCCCGUCCGGUGGUGUUAAGCGUUUCCGUUCCUGGAACUUGCUCGGUUUCCAACCUUGGUGCAUUUUUCAGCGAAGCAAAGUGCAUAUUCAACGUUGCGUUCCUUAAAUCGCCCUGCGAUGACAACACAAUACUUUCGAUGACAUCCUGAGACGGUACUCGGUAAUGCUGCGCCAUUCCUGCACCGACCAUUAAUGUGCUAAUUCGUUUCAAAGCUUUCUUCAUUAAAGUCGUCGAAACAGGAUUAAAAGUAACAUGAAGAAUUUGGAAAUCUUGCAACACGGUUGCCGGAAAUAGAUUGAAUACGAUAUCGCUCUUUUUACUGGAAGUUUCUGUGGCAAUAAACACCAAAGGUGACGCUCCCGUAUUCAGGUAAUGUUCUAAGGAAUCGUGAAACGAAUCCGGAUCCCGGAGAAACACAUUGGGAAGAUCUUUUACCAAUAACAGUUUUGGUUUGAUAUCAUCCUGAAAUAUUGAACAAUAUCGGGAUGUUUUAUAAAGGAAUUCGCCGAACUGAGCUUUUUGACUUUCGCGGAAGGUGAACUCCUUGGUGCCGGACUCGAAAUCAUAAUCAUCACUAUACAGAUCCACAUCAACUGGAGUGGUCCACUCUGCUAUCUGAUAGCCGUGAUCUUUGGCUACGGCGUUUAUUGCGGAGCACUUGCCACACCCAGGAGGUCCUGACAGCAGCAGAAUUGCUACGGGAUCAGAAGCUUUCAUCUAAAAUUUUAAGAUAUUAUUAUUUUUUAGAAUUUAACCAACAUUAAUAGCAACCUUUUCGUAAGUUUUGAACCAAUGUUGCAGCUCCUCCAGCUUUUUUGGGUGCACGGCCAAAUCGGCCGUUGACUUGGGCGCAAAAUCGAUAGCCCAAUCCACCUGGCGCGGGGACGGAGCGGGAGCGGAUGGUUUAGCGAAGCUUUUGCUUUUAGAAACCGUCCUAGCCGGUCGCUUGGAUGGAGGUUCCUCAACGAUUUCCAAGGACGUUUGAAACUGAAACGAGGUUUGACCUGAGUCCAACACCGGUGCUGCUGGUCGAGCUGGUGGAGCAGCAUCGAAAGCCGACGUGAACCAUUUCGACUUCUGAAAUUUUGGUAAAGGUAAAAAUGAUUUUUGUUUUCACAUUUUGAGCAGAAGGAAAAACAACCGCAGGAAAUUUAUUUUGUAGACAUAGAUGGAUUCUGCAAAUAGAACACGAUUAACGAAAAUCAAUUAUAAUCGGGUUAGAAACAACUCAUCAGUACACAAUGCGGGCAACGUGAACGCAAUUUUGGUUUAUGAAACUAUUAAAAAAAUUUCAGCUCUGAACUUCAGGAUGGGUUAUAACAAACACGUAAUGAGUGCGUAAUCAGAAUCGUGUGAAAACAGUUUUCAAAAGCAUGCAUGUGCACAUGCCACAAAAAAAUUUUAACGCCGCAACAAGUUUAUAGGAAAAAUAUUAUCAAAUUAUACAGCAAAAAAGUCAAAAUUACAGUUAAGUUGAAAUGAAACGGAGAUCUGUAAACAUCCCUUCCACGUGGGAAGAAUCGGAUAAAGUGUCGAACGGUGAGAACGAAUCCGAGGAAGAAGUUCUCUCGGGAUCGGAUAAUGAUUCGGGUGCCCAAAAUAACUCGGAUGUAGAAGAUUUACCAGAAGCGAUUAGCGAGGACGAGAAAAAACAGGUUAAAAGGAUUGUUAAACCACGGAAACCAAUACUAGUUGGAGCUACUGUUAAACGGAAACCAGGCAUUGUUUACAUUUCCUCAAUUCCCAAACACAUGAACGUAACCAUUCUACGAGAAUUGCUGGAACCGUAUGGAGAGGUAGGGCGUAUCUAUUUGCAGCCUGAGCGUAAAGAUGGAACGGUGAAGAAAAAAACCGCAAAAGGGAAACGUGCCAUGAUCCGGUACACAGAGGGAUGGGUCGAGUUUAAGCGAAAGCGGGUGGCUAAAGCAGUGGUUCAGCAUCUGAAUACCUGUCCCAUAAGCACGAAAAAGAAGUCCGUCUUUUGUGAUAUCCUUUGGAGCAUGAAGUACCUGCCUCGGUUCAAGUGGAUCCAUCUGAGCGAACGGCUGUCAUACGAAAGGGCAGUAUUCAAGCAGAAGCUUCGGACAGAAAUCGCGCAAGCUCGGAAGGAGGCCAGCUUCUUCCAAGACAAUUUGGACCGAAGCGAAGCAAGGCAAAAGAGACUCAAAAAGGAAAAAGCCUUGUCCAAUAAAAUGGAGUAAGUUUUUGUCAA
Molecule: messenger RNA, 3021 nt
Organism: Uranotaenia lowii
Lineage: Eukaryota; Metazoa; Arthropoda; Insecta; Diptera; Culicidae
Exons: 3
Coding region: 2288-3010 (240 amino acids)
Biological process (GO): endonucleolytic cleavage in 5'-ETS of tricistronic rRNA transcript (SSU-rRNA, 5.8S rRNA, LSU-rRNA); small-subunit processome assembly; endonucleolytic cleavage to generate mature 5'-end of SSU-rRNA from (SSU-rRNA, 5.8S rRNA, LSU-rRNA)
Cellular component (GO): nucleolus
Molecular function (GO): RNA binding
Source: RefSeq, a predicted model, not a curated record